UAAUUACUGAACAGUUUAUUGUGUUCUUGUGAUAAACAUUCCAUGAACUAUUGGCGAACCUUAUUUCACAGAGGAAACUAGGGUUAGGAAACUAAAACAGUUUUCUUAAUUUGUACCAGUGGUUAAAUCAAAUUCUAGAGGCUUGCUUUUAUGACAGAUUAAAUUGAAGAGGAUCUACAAAAGCAUUUUGCCUACAAUGGGUGAUGACAUAAGUAAGGUAAUCAGACUGUUAACAAGUUGUACAUUCCUAGUUUUUGGCGUGACUAAGUUAUAUCCAGUGUCUACAGACAGGUUUGAGGAACUUGUAAAAGUGAUAGCUUACUGUAAUUUAACUGACAGAGAUUCCUCUAUUAAAAUAAUAACAACUCUAGCCUGGCUGGAAAUAGGUGCUGCCUAUAUAUUCUUCACACAUCACGGUUAUCAUAAAGAGAAGGGGUGGUUCUCAUUGUUAUACCUGAUUUUUAUAGGCAUUGUCUCCUACGUUAGACAUCAUACAGGAAUGCUUCAAUUUCCGCUCAUGUUAAACGCUUACCUUGGUCUGAUAUUGGUUUAUCAAGUGUGGCAACAUAGGAGAUCAUUAUUCUAACCAAAAUAUUCAUUUUUUGUAAUAUAGUUAUUGCAGUCUAAUGAACAAAUUGGGUCUCAACGUUCUUUCGUUCGUAUUUUUUUUUUUACCUCGAUUUAAUAUUCGAUUGUCGGGUGUGACCACAUAGUAAAUCAUUAUUUUGACCAAAAUAUUAAUUUUUGUUACAUGUAUGAACAAUAUAAAUAUUAGUUAUGUGCAGACUGACAAAGGGAUGCCAAAGAAUAAACGCUGUGAAAUCAUGUGACAUUCAAGAAGCACAUUAAGUCAGUUCCAGCCACGUUGCUAUCAGAGGACUAAACAAAACAUACCAGUAAAUACGCUCAUAGAAAAUAGACAACCAUAGAAAAUGACAAUCAUAGACAAAAGAAAAUCGAAGAAAAUAGACAACCACAGAAAAUAAAUAACCAAAACAAAAGGCAACCAAAGAAAAUGGACAUAAAUGAGAAAAAUUGUUGUGAGCAUGUUGGAAUUCUAUCAAAGAUAGCAUAUUGUACAAUAACAUGCAAUUGAAAAAAUAUAUAUUUCUUAU
Lottia gigantea (owl limpet) is the source of this 1115-nucleotide messenger RNA. RefSeq lists its product as hypothetical. NCBI's taxonomy places the organism in Eukaryota, Metazoa, Mollusca, Gastropoda, Lottiidae. The coding region runs from base 197 to 586 and encodes 129 amino acids. The record is from RefSeq and is a predicted model, not a curated record. The transcript is spliced from 3 exons.